Messenger RNA from Coccinella septempunctata (seven-spotted ladybird), 796 nucleotides. Its product is annotated as UPF0691 protein C9orf116. Gene Ontology annotation, cellular component: axonemal microtubule. The transcript is spliced from 2 exons. The record is from RefSeq and is a predicted model, not a curated record. Gene Ontology annotation, biological process: axoneme assembly. Bases 237 to 536 code for a protein of 99 amino acids. NCBI's taxonomy places the organism in Eukaryota, Metazoa, Arthropoda, Insecta, Coleoptera, Coccinellidae.
UUUUGAAUGGGAAUCCGCAUUUUAUUUCCAUGAUAUUCAAAUUUGAAAAUAAUAUUAUGGGAUACUUCCAAUUAAGCCAAUAAAGCAAUGUUUGAGUGAUCAUUCUUGGAGGGUACUCUCCAUAAGCGGUCGUUAAGCGUUCUGAAAUUCUUUAUCUCCUUGGUUACUACGGAUUUGAUGGUUUCACGUCAAUAUCCCUAAAAAAUAGGAGAAAGAUUUCAUCAAAAUCUUCCAAUAUGUUCUGUUCGGAAUCUGAUAAACCUAUUGAGAAAACUUCAGAAUUUUAUCGAACGUGCAAUCUUCCGAAGAGGUUCGAGUAUCCAUCUUGGUUUUAUGGGUAUGGUAUUCAACGAUCUCCACCCGUAAAUCCGUUCUAUAGGACGACUUCAAGUGAUUAUGGAAGGUAUCCCCCAACUAUACACAGCGUACCAACUACUUUUUAUCCGAAUGUGCAGGAAUUCACAAAAGUUCUGGCAAGGGCUGGUAACUACAGGAAUUAUUCUUUGAAUGUAGGCAUAGAUCCUUCUGUGGUCUGAAGAACUGAUGCCUAAGCUGUUACGAAAUUUUCAUGGAAAUUUGGACCUUCACAAUAUUUAUAUCAAUUUAUUAUAUGUACUUUUACACUUUUUUACAUUAUAUCAAAAGCUUCUAUGGUGAACAAUGUGUAGUCUUUUUAUGUGAUAAUGAAAAAGUUUCUAUGCAAAUGAUAUUCAUUAUCCAGAGUAGAAUUGUGCUGAUCGAUCCAAUUUUUUGUAGAAUGUAAUUUCAUGUACGACUAAACUAUCAAAAUCUACAA